AGAAGUGGUACCGGAAGCCGUCGUAACUAGCAUACCAGACUUGUCCCGGUGUUUUCUUGCGGUUACGUUCGUUAUGAAAACAUAAAUCAGAGAGAAACGCCGGAGUCUGUGUGGUUGAACGUGUUGGAGAAGAGUCGUUGUGAACUUUAUGACGUUUCACCUCUAAUUCAUCGACCUUUGUAGCCAAGUAGAAGUUAAAGACUGAGGUAACGGACGUUAGCGUAGCUUGUUUACAGGAAAUAGACGGCGACAGAAGUCGGUUAAACAGCGCUAGUCCUGUAUCUGUAAUGGAGACCAAACUCUAUUGUUCACGGACCUGAAAUGUCUCUGUAGACGUGACUGAAUAGACUCUUCACUUUAUCUGAACAUGUUUGACAUCUGAAUUAUUUCCCGGUGUUCUCCGAUGCUUAUGGAGUUAGCUUAGCUUUCUACCAGGAAAUAGACGGAUCCGACAGCGCUCACCAUAGAGCUCAUCUGGAGGACAAUCUGGAGCAAAAGAUGCCUAAAGUCCAAACGCUGAGAGUUGUUGUGAAGCAGCGACUAACUGCGGCUGCUGAAGAGAUAUUCGAGCUGUUUGAAAGAACGAUAGCAGAGUACGAGGAGGAACUGUGUCGACACCGGAAACUACUGGACGCUGUUUGUCACACUGAGGACCAGUUACACAGAACAGCAGACACUCAGCCGGUGACGAUGAAUGAAGAAGAGGAUCCUCCUGAGCAGCAGGAGUGGAGCUCCAUUCUGGACCAGCAGGACCCACCAGAGCUGCCACACAUUAAAGAGGAACAGGAGGAACUCUGGACCCGUCAGGAGGGAGAGCAGCUUCCAGGGCUGGAGGAGGCUGAUAUCAAGGUCACAUUCAGUCCUGUUACUGUGAAGAGUGAAGAAGAUGAUGAAGAGGAACCUCAGUCCUCACAGCUUCACCAAAGACAAACUGAACCAAUCAGAGACACAGAACAUUUGAAAACAGAAGCUGAUGGAGAGGACUAUGGAGGAACAGAACCAGCCAGGAACUUUAAUCCAGAUGGAUAUUUACAGCCAGUUACUGAUGACGAGAUGUCACAAUUCUCUGAACCUGAGACUGAUGACAGUUAUGAUUGGGAAGAAACCACGGAGCCUCAGACAGGUUCAAACCCUGUGCAGAACAAUGAAGUAACUGAAAGUGAAAUGGAGAGUUACACUAGAGAAACAUCAAUGAACUUCUCUGAAUGUGCUACAAGCUUUGAACGCAAGGGACUUCUGCAGAAACACAAUGAAAUCCCAACAGAACUAAAACAGCUUAGCUGCUCAAUUUGUCAUAAAAGUUACCACUUCAAGAGCUCCUUAAAGUCUCACAUGAGACUUCAUUCAAAGGAAAAACAUUUCAGCUGCUCAGUUUGUAAUAAAACUUUUCAGUGGAGAAGAGAUGUUGUGUCACACAUGAGAACCCACACAGGGGAGAAACCCUUCAGUUGUUCCAUCUGCGGGACAGGAUUUGCAAGACGCUCAAAUUUGACCCUACACCUGAGAGUUCAUACAGGUGAAAAGCCCUUCACCUGCUCCAUCUGUGAGAAGAGUUUUGGUGACAGUAGCACUUUGUCCAAACACAUGAGAGUCCACACCGGGGAGAAACCGUUUAGUUGUCCAGUUUGUGGUAAAAAGUUUGCGCAAAAGGGACAAAUGAGAAAACACUUGAUUAACCACACUGGGGAGAAACCCUUGAGUUGUUCAUUUUGUGACAAAACAUUUCACUGGAAAAGCGAUGUUGUGAUGCACAUGAGAAUCCACACAGGGGAGAAACCCUUCAGUUGUUCUGUCUGUGGUAAAACAUUCACACAGAACUCAAGUUUGACGUCACACUUAAGACUUCAUACAGGAGAAAAACCUCACACGUGCUCAGUUUGUAACACAAGCUUUCGUCUCAGACAGAAUCUGACUGCACACAUGAGAAUACAUACUGGGGAGAAACCAUUUAGUUGUUCCACUUGUGGGAAAAGAUUUGCACAAGAUAUAACUCUGAGGCGACACAGGAGUGUCCACGAGGGGCGAGAAAACACUGAGUCACAGAGUUUGUGAUUAAAGAUUCACUCUGUUUGCUUGUUGGUCAGAGCAGCAGCAGUAAUAGAUCCUGCAGAGAUUACUGUAAAUGUGUCCAGCAGGAUUAAAAUACAGAGCAGAGACUUGGCUCAACAAUGAGCAGUAAAAAACAUGACACAGACUCAAAAAUUAGUAUGGAAUUGCCAACAUCAUACUGUAAUUUUAUAUAACAAAAGUACAAAUAGUGAUAAAUGAGUAGGUAGCUGUGUAAUAAAAGCACAGUAUUAAGUGAUGUUUCUGAUGAGUCUGUUCUAUAUACUGUUACAAUGAGCUGAAUGCCUUUUUAUGAGAAAUAUUUCUUCCUUUCCUUGAUUGCUGUAAAAAUAGCAUUACAAGCAUAAUUUUGAACAUAUAUUUUGAUUUUGAACAGUAUUUCCUAAAGAUAAGUCUUUUAAGUGAAGGUGCUUCCACGUCAUCAUUGUAUAACUAUUAUGUUUUAUAGUUUGUGUAUUUUGUGAUUUUAAGUUAUUUAAAUAAUCUAACACUCCGUUUGCUUUUCUUCAUUCUGAGAAUCGUGGAUUGUUGUUGGUUUUUUGUUUUUUUUUUUUGUUUUUUUUUUUGCAGUUGUUUUGUUGGGGCAAAAACUCCCAUAGUAAUUUCUAGGACAUAUCCACCCAGUAUAAAUCUUAUAGUGCAUGGAGUAUAGUUUAGUCUUAGUCUAUUUAUUCUCUAUAAUAUGAGAACAUUUGGCACAAUACUCAACUAUUACUGGAAAGCCUCAUUUAUUCUGGUGUAAUGAUGUUCUACCUGAUUUCCACUGGAGGGGAGCAUUGUCUCACUUUAAUACCUUCAGAAUGGUUGUUGGUCUUCACUGAAUUCACAUGCAGUGUGAUAAGUCUGGCACACUUUCUCUUAAGACUAGAACACACCUCACUUUACUGUUUCACACCUGAUCUCGGACACAGAUUUAACAGAUUAAACCAUCCUAAAGAGUACAUGAAGUUGUUAAAUGUAUAUCCAACGCGGUCAACUACUAACUACAUGUCUGUGUAUGGGAUGGACUUGUGGAACUGGUCGAGUGAUGAGUUGAAACAAAGCACAAAUAUAAACCACUUUAAAAACUAUACAAAAAAUAUAUUUUUGGCAGGUACGAGGAUGAUGUAAGGGUAUCUUUGGGGUGGAUAUUUGGAUCGUAAAUUAACCGGAAUUGUUCUUCAUUGGUUUAACUUGGUGGCAAAUAAACUGGGGAUAGUUGUUUGUAUAUUAGUUAUAAAUACAUUUGUUCAAAUAGAGUUGAAAGAAGGAAUUUGGGAAAGGAGAAGAGAUAUGAGUUUUACUCCUUUUGGGCAUUGUUACUUUUGUAUUGUGUGUUUUUUAAUUGCUGUUUUAAUUUUUGGAUCAAAAUAAAGUCAUUUAUUCAUCCAG
Molecule: messenger RNA, 3438 nt
Organism: Acanthopagrus latus (yellowfin seabream)
Lineage: Eukaryota; Metazoa; Chordata; Actinopteri; Spariformes; Sparidae
Product: zinc finger protein 501-like
Exons: 2
Coding region: 499-2052 (517 amino acids)
Biological process (GO): regulation of transcription by RNA polymerase II
Molecular function (GO): RNA polymerase II cis-regulatory region sequence-specific DNA binding; DNA-binding transcription factor activity
Source: RefSeq, a predicted model, not a curated record